GUUCCCCGCCCUGUCCUUGGCCCAAGGCCAGAAUGGAGACUACCAGAAGUACAUGAACCAGUAUGCAUCCCAGUACCAGAACUACAUGCAGGGCGCAUCUGGCAACGGCGGUGAUGACUACCAGAAGUACUACAAGAAGUACAUGGCACAGUACGGCUCUGAUUCUGCUGGCGGGUAUGAGAAGUACAUGUCGAAGUAUGCCGGCGACUAUGCCAGCAAGUACAUGCCAUCUAAAUCUUCUGGUUCGACAGACGAGUCUUCUCGAGACGGAAAGAAGCCAGUAAGCUUCGUUGCAGCGGAGGACGCUGACACCUCCAAGUCGAACAAAGACUCCGCACACCAAUCAGAGCAUGCAGCUGACAAGAGUGGAUUCCAGAAGUACAUGGACUACGCCAAAUACACUCAGGGUCACGGCUCACAGGGUGCAGACUACAAGCAGUACCUGGACUACUCCAAGUACACUCAAGGGCACGGCUCGCAGGGCUCGGACUACAAGCAGUAUAUGCAGUCCUACGGCGGGGACUAUAGCAAAUACACGCAGGGGCACGGCUCACAGGGCGGUGACUACAAGCAGUACCUGGACUACUCCAAGUACACUCAAGGGCACGGCUCGCAGGGCUCGGACUACAAGCAGUAUAUGCAGUCCUACGCCGAUGAUUACAGCAAGUACACGCAGGGGCACGGUUCCGACAAGAGCGGCUUCCAGCAGUACAUGGAUUACUCCAAGUACACCAAAGGUCAAGGUCAGCAGGGCUCCUCGGAUGCGGCUUUGAUGUUGGCAGCAACGGGCGCGAAUGCCUCGUCUGAGCACGCCCGGUCGAAUGAGCGAGAAAAACAGCAUGAGGAGCGCGAAAGGCAGCGCGAGGCUCACGAGCGGCAGCAGGAUGACGAGCGUGAGGAGCGCGAAAAGCAGCACGAGAGCCACCUGCGGCAGCAGGAGAAGGAGCACCUACGCCGCGAGCUUGAGUCCGAGCACGCGAGCCUCCGUGCGGAGCUUGCAUCGGAGGAGGAGCACUUGCGGCAUGAGCUUGCUGCCGAAGCCAAGGAGGCUGCAGCGGCGGUCGGCAAGGCAGCAAAUGCCGCCAAGGCCGAUGUGGAAGGCACGACUGCGUCCCACCCAGCGCUGUUGGCCGGUGCCCCUGACCAGCAGAACACAGAGGCAGCGAAGGAGAGCAAGUUGCGCGAGGAGGAGAAGCAGCGCCUGCACGACGAGCUGGCCCAGGAGCGCGAGCGCUUGAGCAAGGAGCUCGCGGAGGAGAAGGAGAAGUUGCGACAGGAGUUGGCUGCAGAGAGGAAGGAAGAGCAGGAGGAGCAGGCAAAGGAGCAAAAG
Molecule: messenger RNA, 1330 nt
Organism: Symbiodinium sp. CCMP2456
Lineage: Eukaryota; Dinophyceae; Suessiales; Symbiodiniaceae
Source: the annotation of a GenBank genome assembly